GCGGUGCUUUGACGUUCAUUUUCCGUAUCAUUUUGUAAGUCCGUAUGUAAAAUGCUUUUUGGAAGAAUCGAACGCUGGUCAUUUUUCAGGCUCUGGCUUCUCAUACUGUAGAUGUAGGAGAUCUUUGAGGAGGCUGGAUCCCUUUGUCUUUCGGGACCUAUUUGUAAGAUGGGAAAGGACAAAGUAGACAGAAGAGGUGUUGGUAAGGCUAGUCCCGAAAGGUAGCUAAUUCGAAAUCUUUUAAAAACAUUUUCUAUAUUAUAUAACUUAAAAAAAUUUCCUUCCUGACGAACGAGAUAGCAUUCUUCACGGGGUGCAAGGACUUCAGCGGGUGGCUAGGGAGAAUCAGACUUGUAAUUAAACAUUUGCUUUGCAUAAUUUACAAAUGAAUACAUUAUGGGCAAACAAUUAUACUCUUUGUCCUCAUUGUUUUUUGAGCAGUUCUUGUUAAGGUUUAGUAGCCAUCCUGCUGUGCUCGUCUAUUGAUAUCUCGAAGGCUGAACCGAACUGUAAAAUAAAUGAAAUUGAUGUUGCUCAUCUGGAGUCUGAAUACCAGAUCUGUUCUUGUUUCCACUGGCUCCUGGGCACAUCUCAGAGUACCGCCCUGAGUAAGUGGCCAGUUACUAUGUACUUAGGGAUUGCAAAUGAAUACAAAUAUUAGCUCAUGCUAGGAAUGAUUGAGAAGGUAAAUAUGCUGAAAAGAUAUUCCAAAACUGAAAUCGGUUAUUUUUCCAUUUUUUUCCAUUUUGGAUCAUCAGCACCUUUCUGCUGAUAAUUAUCCAUUAACAUGAAUAAUUUAGAAUCGAAUAGAUAGCCGCUAUUGACAUUACAGAUCAAGCAGGAAGGAAAGAUGCAAGGAAGAUCAUUCCCAAACUGCUACUAUUUUUUUUGUUGUUGUUGUUUUUGCCUAAUUUGACUUAUUCCUUUUAUUUAAUGCUAAAGACCCCCUUGUGGGGAAAAAAAAAAAAGUAAACUUUGCCAAAAGGGCUAUCCGUGGACUUGUAUAAGGCUGGCUGACCUGUACUGAAUGCCAACUGUUAGCUGGACUUGGUGGAGUUAUCUCAUCGAUGACUUGGAAAUUUCCCUGAACUUUUAUUUCCUUAAAUCUCUUCUUUUGGGAUCCCUACUGAAAAAGAUUUAAUUUGGAGAGUAGAAUCUGAUCUUAAAACGAUCACACACACCCUCCCGGAGUCUGUUGACUACCAAUAAUUGUUUCAAUUUGUGAAUUGGUUGGUGGCAAUGUUAGUGAUGGUGUCUGGUGAAUUCUGUUUAUUUUUGUAGUUAGCAACUUUCCCUAGUCGAACUACAUAUGUUAUUCCUUGGGGGUGGAGGUGGGGAUUGAAAGAGUUGACUAAACCCAGGAAUACGUGUAGGGCAACCCAAUGGCCCACCUCUGUUCCCAGUUCUCAGAAGGCUUUGCUUGGAAUUUUGAGAUUCAAUGUGUGUAACCAAGUGAAUUAUGAUGGAAUAAGUCAGGACUGAAAAUAAGUUUUCAGGUUGGUAUGGGGGCACUGGAUGCCACUUUAUAAAGUUUUAGAGCUCCUGAAUGUCUCAGGCACACUAGGGAUAUUGGCAGAGGACAUCAUCAGGGAGCAUCCCUCCUCACCCCGAACAUCCAUCCCAUCAAGGGAAUACUCCCGAGACCAUGUUUCAAAGUACGACUUCAGCAGCAUCUUUCCUGUGGGAGUGGCAGACCGUGGAAUCUUCUCCAUAGCCCCUGAUAAAUUCAGAGAAUUAAAAUCUGUGUAACUGGAAUGAAGUUGCAGAGGAGUUUUAUCAUGAACAAUUCAGUUGAUUUUUUAAUAUGAUAGAAGAAUGGAGUUGAUUUUUUCUUUUUUCUUUUUUUUUUUUUUAGUAAGGAAUCUUUGCCGAAUAAUGAUUGAACCCUCCCGUGGAUAAAGCAGUCUCUAAGUGACAGGCUUUGGGGAGAUGUAAAAGAUAUAAAAGAUGUAAAGACAGUGUUUUUGCCCUUGGAACGGGGUGGGUUUGGGGAAGGUGGUAUGUAGGAAAUGGGAAGGCGACUAUUACAAGCUUUGACAUUUAGGAAACAACAUAGAAACAAAACCAAAUUUAAUGCCCUACAAAUGGGCUAGAAAACUUAAAGUAACAAAGUAAGAAUCAAUGAGACGAAUUAGGGAAGAUUUCUGAAUCAGUAAAAUUUGAAAUGGAUUUGGGAGGCCAUGGAUUAGAGUCAGAGAGAGGCAUGGGCUAUAGAGUUAGAAGGAACUUGGUUCGAAUCUUGGUUAUGGUUUUUACUAUGUGACCUUGGACAAUUUUCUUCUCCAUCCUUAUCUAUAAAAUAUGUGUGAGCAUUUACUGAAUGUUAGGAGUAAAAGAAACGAUCUUCCAGGCAGAAAGUCUGGAACGUACAGUGCACACUGACGGUGUGAAUGACUAAGUUGUAUUUGUGGGGCCAGUGAGAGCGACUGGAGAGAAUGUGGCCAAGUCAUGGGUAGAGCGGGCCGAAGGGUGGAGGGCGCUCAGAGGCCAGACUGUUGGGUGUUGAUGGAAGGGUCAAUAGAGUCAUUGUAGGCCCUCGAACAAAGGAUGGAUUUCAUAAGAAGUAUUGAGCCCUCUGGUCCAGGAACUCGGGGACAGGGAGUCAGGCAGGCACCAGUACAUUGUGACUCUUCCGCAUCUCUUCUGGACCAUCCUGGCCUAAAGGGAUCAGCCAACAGCCAUUAGAUUCCUUGUAGAAGUUUUUGUGUUCACACGCCUCACUCAGUAUGCUGAGCUCUGCUUGUACCUGUCCCACAUUGUAUCGACCUGUGGGGGAGUCGCGAGGCUAUGGCUGGAUUCUCAACAGCUUCUGGUAAGGACAGUAUCGUGUUUUAAGUGCAUUUAACUUUAAGUUAUCUCUGCUGUCGUAGGGAGCACCAGUAUAGGUAAUUCAGAACUUAAGAGAAAUUUCUUGGUUUGAAAAUGCAUUAUUUUUUAAACCAGAUUUGUUUUUGUGUUUUGGGGAUCAUACGGACAUUUAAAUGAAGUUGGAUUUCUAAGCCUGUAUUAUCUGAUAGUGAAGAGCACACGGAUGGCGAAAAACAGUCAUCUGGGAUUAAAGAUUUUGUCUCAGAAGUCCGUAAAAUUAAGGUGGCUUUUUCAAGACCUGGGCUUUGUAGAGGCUCUUCCAGAUGUCAGCUCCACUAACAAUCAGUCAAGAGUUUUCCUCCUGAAGUAAACUUGUUUGAAAAUAUGGCCACUAAAAAAAAUAAAGGAAUGGGGAGAAGUGUCCACAUUUAAGAAUAAACGAACAAAAUCACACAGUUGUUCUUUCAACCUUGUUCUUUCAAUUACUAGCCUUCCUGCUUUCCUUCAUUCCUGCCUACCCCCCCUCCACUACCUUCAUCAUCAUUACCAAACUAUGUGCUUGUGAUGUCAAGAGCACAGGAUUGUUAUUUACCUCUUGAGUCAGGAGAUCGUAGUAUCUGUGAGCUGGAAAUCAGAGGUGGAAAACGCAGGAAUCUUAAUUUAUACAGUAUAGUUCAGGAUUAUUUUCAACUGUUUUUUAGGAUUAUGUCUUAUCCCUUUAUUUUCUCUAAGAAACAGUUUUGGGUAGGAGACAUUACUUAAACUGUUAUUUUUAGUGACCUGCUCUGAGUUUAGUUCUGUGCAGGGUGCUCUGGAGGAUUAGAUAAAAUGACGAUUUUAUGCCCUUGAAGAGUUUACAGUCCAGCUGGGAAUAAGACAGAUUAGAAGGAAUGAAUACCUAUUGAGCCUCUAUUAUGCCAAACAAGUAAAAUUUUAUAAUGUGAAAGUAUAUUAUCGAUUGCAUAGUACAGACCUUAUACUUUAGGUAUUUUGGGAGAAGAGAACUCAGGUAGUUAUGAAUGAUGUCACAGAGGAAAUGUAACUCAUUCCAGAUUUUAAAAAAUAAAUAAUAUUGCAUUAGGUACAAGAGAUGAAGAAAAUAACAGAAAAAAGACAUUUCAUUUUGGAUCUGAGAGCGAUCCAGCAAAAGCCUGGACUAGGAAUGUACUGGGGAUGUUCUCGGGGCAGCGGGGAGGGUGACCCAAGUGGCCAUGAAUUGUAGUUUGGUUUGGAGCUAUGUCUGUAGGGGGGUCUUAAACGCUAGGUUUAUAUGUUUGGAUUUUAAAUGACAGAAAAUUGCGAACCACGGAAUUCUUGAUUAGAUUAAUAAUAUGGUGAUAGUCAUCCUUAUGGGAAGAACAGAAACAAGGUUGGCUUAGAAGGAGGGGAGGUUGGCAUCUGGGGUGUGGAGAGUGGAGUAAGGAGAAGGAAGAGUGAAAAAGAGAUUACGGAAGAAUCGAAAUCACUGAGCCCUGGAUGUGGUGGAUGAAGGAGUGAUUAAUCAGGGAUGACUAUGACGUUUUAAACCUGAGUUCCUGGGACGUUGCCUGAGAUAAAGUUGGGAAGUUUCCGUCAUUUUUUAGGGGCAUAUGUUGAGUUCAGUCUGAGAUGUGUUGGAUUUAAAGUGACAAGGCAGUGUCUAUUUGAGAGCUGUUCCAGUCGUUAGGUGUGAGCCCGACGCUGACCUGGAGGUGGGCGUACCGCUUAGGCAGGUGCUCGGCGCAGAAGUGGUAGCUGUAGCCAAGAGAUCGAAUAAGGUCUCGCAAGACUGAAGGUUAUGGGAAGAACAGAAGGCCGAGGACGGUACUGAUGGCCACUCACUGUUUUCGCUCUUCAGGCCAUCAUAACUGAUUCUUCCUUCUCCUCUCCUGUUUUCUGUUCCUCCACUCCCUGCUCCAUCAAAUAUCUCUUGAAUGUGUCAUCUGGUAAGCAUUGUCUUAGGCUCUGAGGAAGCACAUGAUCCAGGCAGGGUCCCUGCUUACAGGAACUGAUGGGUCUGGUGGGAGGAGACGGAUGUGUCAUCUGGGUGGCGUGAAGCGUGGUAGAUGCUGCGACAGAAGUAUGUAGCGAGGGAAAGGGGGGGCCUCCGGGUCAGCUCUGCCUUGGGCAUGCAGAGAUUGGAAAGCGCCUCCCAGAGGAUAUGGCACUGGAGCUGAGUCUUGCAAGAAGAGUUCAAGGCGUACCCCACAAAUGACGGGGAGAAGUACGCGCCAGGCCGAGAAAGCGGCGUGAACAAAAACUUAAUGGAAGGAAACAGCCCGACUUCUUCAGGUGAAAAUGAGGCCCAGAAAAUUUAAAGGACUCGUCCAAGAUACCAGUUACCAUCAACAAUGAACAUUUUAUUGAUACCUGCCUUCUGAAAAGUUAGGCCUCAGGUAUAGAAAGAGUUAAAUUUAUCAAGAAUGUAAUAAUUAGCAGUGAAGAGCACCCACUAAAAGGGAGAAGGAAAAGCAGAGACCUGUCACCCUGAGAACCUGGCCUGGUGCUAUGUCAUCGUGAACGGCUGCCUGUACAACUUUGAUGCCCUCUAUGGUGGCAGGAACGUAUAACAGGAUUUGUCAUGUGUUUGACCUUAGAGGCUUAUAGUGCAUUCUGCCGGGAGCAUCUGUCUGCGUAGGAAACAGCUCAUCUCGGUUUGCUGGUGGAGACCCCGAAUUUUGACCUAUGUCCUCCCUACAUCAGCUGCCUGAGAGUCCGUAGUGAUCACAUGACCCCGGACAUGGAUGCUGUCCUGUCUGAUUUUGUCCGUUCCACGGGAGCAGAGCCAGGGCUGGCCCGAGAUCUCCUGGAAGGGAAGAACUGGGACGUGAGUGCUGCCCUCAGUGAUUUUGAACAGCUACGUCAGGUCCAUGCUGGGAACCUGCCGUCCCCCUUUAGUGAAGGGAGUGGUGGCUCCAGGACCCCCGAGAAAGGGUUUUCCGAUAGAGAGUCUGCUCGCCCUCCCCGGCCCACCCUGCAGCGGCAGGAUGACAUCGUUCAAGAAAAACGCCUGUCUAGGGGCAUCUCCCACGCCAGCUCCAGCAUUGUUUCCCUGGCCCGGUCCCAUGUCUCCUCCAAUGGUGGGGGUGGGGGGAGCAGUGAGCACCCCCUGGAAAUGCCCGUCUGUGCCUUCCAGCUUCCAGACCUCACCGUGUACAGUGAAGACUUCCGCAGCUUCAUAGAGCGAGACCUCAUCGAGCAGUCUAUGCUGGUUGCCUUGGAGCAGGCAGGGCGGUUGAACUGGUGGGUGAGCGUGGACCCCACCUGUCAGAGGCUGCUUCCUUUGGCAACUACUGGAGAUGGAAACUGCCUCUUGCACGCAGCGUCUCUCGGGAUGUGGGGCUUCCACGAUCGGGACUUGAUGCUGCGGAAAGCCCUGUAUGCACUGAUGGAGAAGGGAGCCGAGAAGGAAGCGCUGCGCCGGCGCUGGAGGUGGCAGCAAACACAGCAGAAUAAGGAGUCGGGGCUGGUGUACACAGAGGACGAAUGGCAGAAGGAAUGGAACGAGUUAAUCAAGCUUGCCUCCAGUGAACCACGCAUGCACCUAGGUGCCAAUGGAGCCAACUGUGGUGGGGUGGAGAGUUCAGAGGAGCCUGUCUAUGAGAGUCUGGAAGAGUUCCAUGUCUUCGUCCUCGCCCACGUGCUCAGGAGGCCGAUAGUGGUUGUGGCGGACACCAUGCUGAGGGACUCCGGGGGAGAAGCAUUCGCCCCGAUUCCCUUUGGGGGAAUCUAUCUGCCCCUGGAGGUCCCAGCCAGCCAGUGUCACCGCUCGCCGCUGGUGCUCGCCUAUGACCAGGCCCACUUCUCUGCGCUCGUGUCCAUGGAGCAGAAGGAGAGCGCCAAGGAACAAGCUGUGAUCCCACUUACAGAUUCAGAGCAUAAGCUGCUGCCCUUGCAUUUUGCUGUGGACCCUGGAAAGGGCUGGGAGUGGGGCAGAGACGACAACGACAACGUCCGACUGGCCAGUGUCAUCCUGUCCCUAGAGGUCAAACUGCAUCUGCUUCAUAGCUACAUGAAUGUGAAGUGGGUCCCCGUGUCCUCAGAUGCACAGGCUCCCCUGGCCCAGCCCGAGUCUCCCACGGCUUCCGCUGGAGAUGAGGCCCGGUCCACUCCCGAGUCCGGGGAAUCAGACAAGGAGUCGGUGGGCAGCAGUUCUGCCAGCAAUGAGGGCGGCAGGCGGAAGGAGAAGUCCAAACGGGACCGGGAGAAGGACAAGAAGAGGGCGGACUCCGUGGCCAACAAACUGGGCAGCUUCGGCAAAACCUUGGGCAGCAAGCUGAAGAAGAACAUGGGAGGCCUGAUGCACAGCAAGGGCUCCAGGCCCGGCGGAGUGGGAACGGGGUCGGGGACGAGCAGUGGCGCGGAGACGCUGGAGAAGAGGAAGAAGAGCUCGCUGAAGAGCUGGAAGGGUGGCAAGGAGGAGGCGGCCGGGGACGGGCCCGUGUCCGAGAAGCCCUCCGCCGAGUCUGUGGGGAACGGAGGGAGCAAGUACAGCCAGGAGGUGAUGCAAAGCCUGAGCAUCAUGAGGACUGCCAUGCAGGGGGAGGGGAAGUUCAUCUUUGUCGGAACCCUGAAGAUGGGUCACCGCCAGCAGUAUCAGGAGGAGAUGAUCCAGCGCUACCUUUCUGACGCCGAGGAGAGAUUCCUGGCCGAGCAGAAGCAGAAGGAGGCCGAGAGGAAGAUCAUGAAUGGAGGGGUAGGGAGCGGGCCGCCUCCGGCCAAGAAGCCGGAGCCGGAUGGCGGGGAGGAGCCGCUGACGGCCCCCCUGGUGGAGUCCAAGGCCUUGGCGUACUCUGCCGGUUACCCCGGGGGCUUUACCAUCCCUCGGCCCUCUGGGGGCGGCGUUCACUGCCAGGAGCCCCGCAGGCAGUUGGCAGGCGGUCCGUGUGGGGGGGGCCUGCCACCCUAUGCCACCUUCCCCAGACAGUGCCCGCCUGGGCGGCCCUCCCCGCAUCAGGACAGCAGCCCUGCCCCGGAGCUGGGCAGUCACCCCAGGGACGGGGUCCACCGGGGCUCGUUGCUACCACCCGCCUUCCGCGUGGCCGAGCCCUACAGCAACGGCUACCGAGAGCCCCCAGAGCCAGACGGCUGGGCGGGAGGGCCCAGGGGGCUCCCCCCAACCCAGACCAAAUGCAAACAACCGAACUGCAGCUUCUACGGACACCCCGAGACCAGCAACUUCUGCUCCUGCUGUUACCGGGAGGAACUGAGGAGGAGGGAGCGGGAGCCGGGUGGGGAGCUGCUGGUGCACAGGUUCUGAGGGGGCCUCGAGGGCAGGGGGCUCAACAAAGAAAGUCAGCUCGACUCAUUGGCUCGUCAAGACCCAGCCCCCAUGUUGACGGGGCAAAUGCAGUGACGUUUGUGGGAACCUGGCUGGAAACUUUGAAGGUGUGUGUGCUGGGGAGCUGCCAGGCUGGAGGGACCAGGUCAGGGCCUGCGACGGUGCCUCGAGGGCCCGGCGCCUCCUUCGCAGAUCUCGACUUGAUGGGACUGAGGAGGUGUAGAGGGGAAAGGUGGCGAUUCUGUCUCAUGAGCCCCUGGGUCCAUCCUGGGGCCUGUGGGAAGGUGGGGAAGGUUUGGGGCGGGGGGUGGGCAGAAGUCUGGGGGAGAAACAGGAAAAGCUGGUUCUCAGUCAAUAAAAGAAAAAAACAGACCAAAGUUCCUUUAGGUCGGUAAAAGCACACGGUGGACUGAGUUGGGAAUGUGGAGGGAAACAGGGAGAUGAGACAAACUUGCUAUCGAUUUUAAUUGUAGAAAUGAGGGUUGGAUAAAUUCUUCCUCCUGAAGGAUCUGGAAAGACAGGGCAGUAAUGCGCGCCCGUGGGUGCCCGUGAGGAGGGGUCGAGUGAAUUGAUGUUUGGAGAUGGGAUGGGGAAGAACUUGAAAGUCGAGUUUUAUUCCCUCUGAACACCACCUGCCAUCUCUUCUCCUUCGAGAGGAGGUUGCCGGUAGCCCCGCCCCUCCGUUCCUCAUCCUUUUUGAGGGCUGAGCUCAGCUAAAUUAAGAAGGUUGUGAUUUUUUUUUAAAGACUUUUUAUUUUUUAAAAAAGUUCCCUUUGGGGACGGGAAGAGUGAGGGGAAGAGCAGCUGUGUGUGUUGACUCUUCUCCAGGUGAAUUGGUGCAGAGGUGACCUUUUUUUAACUACUUAGCAAUAACCACAUUAUGGGGUUUGCGUGCGCCUUGCGGUGGCCGGGGGUGGGGGGUUGGGGGGGACAGA
Messenger RNA from Pteropus alecto (black flying fox), 9003 nucleotides. RefSeq names its product OTU deubiquitinase 7B (gene OTUD7B). Gene Ontology annotation, molecular function: zinc ion binding; DNA binding; cysteine-type deubiquitinase activity. The coding region runs from base 5516 to 8047 and encodes 843 amino acids. The transcript has 14 exons. Gene Ontology annotation, biological process: protein K63-linked deubiquitination; protein deubiquitination involved in ubiquitin-dependent protein catabolic process; protein K11-linked deubiquitination. NCBI's taxonomy places the organism in Eukaryota, Metazoa, Chordata, Mammalia, Chiroptera, Pteropodidae. Gene Ontology annotation, cellular component: nucleus; cytoplasm. The record is from RefSeq and is a predicted model, not a curated record.